CGAGACACUACAUCGUCCUCCUCAACGUCCGACAACGACAACAUCAAAGACUUGCUUGAAGCGUUGCAGCGCCUUUCAUCGGCCCCUACGCAAGCACCUACCCCGCUACCCAGCAGCGCACAGCACCCAGUAGCCCACCAUGAGCAGCCACUACGGCGGUCAGCCUCUCGACGCCAACCCGUUCGCGGACCCACAAAACCCGUUCCAGCAGUCGAAUGCGUCGGCCUUCUCGCUUGAGAGCGUCGGCCGCGCGACGCCGACCGGCGGCGCCGCCAACAUUGGCGCCUAUGUCGCUGACCACGACCGCCGCGCCCAGGAGCUCGAGCAGAAGCAGCGCGAGCUCGAGGCACGGGAACGCCAGCUCCAGCAGCGCGAGGCCGAGGUCGAGCAGCUCAAGCCCAACUGGCCGCCUUUCGUCCCUAUUCUCGUUCACCGCAUCGAGCUCAUCCCGCCCGAGCAGCAGAAGGCGGCCAAGCUGACAUACACCUACUGGCUCUCCCUUGUUGUGGCUCUCGUGCUCAACUUUGUGGUGUCGCUCCUCCACCUCUUUGUCGGUGGAUCAGUUGGAGGCCUCAUCUCCUCGGCCGUGUUCCUGGCUUUCAUCAGCAUCUUCUCUUUCGUCCUCUGGUACUACCCCAUCUACACGGGCUGGCGCCGGCUCCACAAGAGGGGCGCUGCUCUCCUUUUCUACAUGUUCUUCAUCUUCUUCUCGUUCCACAUCAUCUUCUGCCUGUACAUGGCCAUUGGCAUCGGCGCCGGCGGCUCGGGCGGCCUGUACAGCACGAUCAAGCUCAUGAUUGAGCACCACUGGGUCGCGGGCAUCUUCGGCAUCAUCACCUCGAUCUUCUGGAUCUUCCAGCUCGUCGGCGGCCUGGUGAUCUUCCGCCUCAUCUGGAACUUCAAGAACGGCAACUCGGAGAUCAGCUUUGCGAACGCCAAGACCGAGUUCCAGGGCCUCGGAGCGCUCUUCAAGCUCUUCCGCGCAACGACCGGUUAAGCAGGUCGCAGAGGCUGCAGUCGGGCGUGGAGGCGGGAACGUACGAACGUACCGGCCAGGCGUGGAGUGAGCGACCCGGGCAUCAGCCCGGGGUGGAGUGCGAGCUGGGGUGGAAUCGAUGGAAUCAUAGAGUAUUACCGCGUGGCCCUACCGGGGCUGCCGGGCGCCUGCCCUACGCAGGUGAUGAGGCACGAACUCGACGUGGACGUGUAUAGUAUCAUCCCUAGACAACACAAAACACUAGCCAGCGGACAGGUGUUGUCCGCUUGGCCUCCACGCUUGAUGAUGAAUGACGAGUUUGGUGC
Molecule: messenger RNA, 1302 nt
Organism: Vanrija pseudolonga
Lineage: Eukaryota; Fungi; Basidiomycota; Tremellomycetes; Trichosporonales; Trichosporonaceae
Gene: SCAMP4
Product: Secretory carrier-associated membrane protein 4
Exons: 5
Coding region: 140-997 (285 amino acids)
Biological process (GO): protein transport
Cellular component (GO): trans-Golgi network membrane; recycling endosome membrane
Source: RefSeq, a predicted model, not a curated record